AAUGCGGAGUUGUCUAUUAGCGAGGGUAGAUUGGUAUUGAAGUUGUAGGUUUUCUAAUUAGCAAUUUUUUUGUCUUCUUUUAGUGUGCACAUUAAGCGUUAAGUUGCUCGUUCUUCGUCAAGCUGCGCUGUUAUAACAGUGUCCUACUCAGUACAACCAGAUUAUUCGAUGAUGAAUACAAACCAGAUUUGCAUCGAUUCUUUUUUGUCGAAUGAGGACGAUGUCCGCGCAAUUGAAGCCGCAAUUAAAACAGCUGUAAAAGCAGUAAUGUAUGUUUUGUGCAAUAUAAAUGCCAACAGAGUACGUGAAUACAAGAUGUUGUUGUCCCAGAAGGACAGGGAGAACAAAAGACUAAGAAUGCAGAUGGAAUAUGCAGAGAAGGAACUGAUAUCGUUGCGUCGAUAUAAACACUCAGUGGAACAUGGUAAUCAUGUGGAUGUCACUUGUGGCCAUGACUCCGGGCUUUCGUCAGAGGAAAACAGUAAGCACAGUGUGUCCACAAAACCAGAUUUACUCGAUGGAGACGAAGGCAUGCACAGUGAAACCGUGUGGAACCAAGAUAUUACCAGUACCUGCACAAGAGUGAGUGAUGGGGUCGAACAACAGCAGUGGGCAACGGCCACAGAUACUUCUCUAAUCAAGGUGAAUGAAGACUUUCACAACCAGGGAUCCAGGCAGAGAACAGCUAGUUGCACCCUGAAGCCCAGUGGUGAUGUAAGGCAGUCUGCUGUGUUCCCAGUGAAAGAGGAGCCCUCUGACUUUGAGACUGUUUGCAUAAAGUUGGAAUUGUCUGAUCAGACUGUUGGGGAGCUGGAUGGCACUCACCCAGGGCCUCCUACAAAUACUGAACUAACAUGGUCCAGAGUUGGAGCUGGCAGUGGGGUUCCGAAUCACAGCUUUGGAAUGUCUGUUCAGCCGAAAGAGAGAACAAUGCUCUCUGCAGCUUGUCAAAAAGCAAGGCUGUCCAACAAAGAGAGACUGCUCCUUUACAGAGCCAGGAUACGGGCGGACCCAGAAAAGUACCAGGCUUACAGGGAGAUGGACCGUCGCAGGUACCAGAUGAGGAAAAAGUCCAUCAAAGAUCUGCCCGAGCAUUGCCAGAAACUCAAGAGGGAGGCGUGGAGAGAGGCAUCCAGACGUCAUCGGGCACGGAAGAAAUUCUGUCUUCAAACCGGUCCUCAAAUUAGCCAAUGAAACAUUGUGACACCUUUGGGAUCUGCAGGAGACCUGGGAGUGAACUGGGGUAGCAUGUUGGAUCAGUGCUGAAAGCACUAGACUUGGAACCAGAGUCCUGUGGGUUCCAGUACAGCUUUUGAUGUACCACUGGAGAUCUUAAGACCAGAGGUCAUGAAAUUCCUGCUCUCCUUGUGGUUUCCUGUCAUUUAGACAAUGGCAAGCGAACCCUUAUCCCAGACUGGUAUAGUACAGCAGGCUUUCUACUGUAGGGCUGUUCACAUAUUGAAUCACAAGCAUAACCGUUUGCAUUG
Messenger RNA from Megalops cyprinoides (Indo-Pacific tarpon), 1487 nucleotides. RefSeq lists its product as uncharacterized. The record is from RefSeq and is a predicted model, not a curated record. The transcript has 4 exons. Lineage: Eukaryota; Metazoa; Chordata; Actinopteri; Elopiformes; Megalopidae. Bases 169 to 1194 code for a protein of 341 amino acids.